Hippocampus zosterae (dwarf seahorse) is the source of this 1574-nucleotide messenger RNA. It is a transcript of the gene ckbb, whose product is annotated as creatine kinase, brain b. The transcript is spliced from 8 exons. NCBI's taxonomy places the organism in Eukaryota, Metazoa, Chordata, Actinopteri, Syngnathiformes, Syngnathidae. Gene Ontology annotation, molecular function: creatine kinase activity. The record is from RefSeq and is a predicted model, not a curated record. The coding region runs from base 203 to 1348 and encodes 381 amino acids. Gene Ontology annotation, biological process: phosphocreatine biosynthetic process.
CACGUGACAGCAGCAUCAGCAGCGGCGGCUCCCCGCCCAAUGGAAUGAAUGGACCGCAAAUAGGAGCCAAUGGGCUCUCAGGGGCGGAUAUAAAAAGAUGCACCCGCUCUAAUCCGCCACCGCCGCAGCAGAACCGAACCGGACCGGACCAGCUCAGCUCCUUUCGCGUCGCGCCCCUCCGCCGGAACCCACCGCAGUCGCCAUGCCUUUCGGCAACACCCACAACAAGAUGAAGAUGAACUACUCGGCCGAGCAGGAGUUCCCCGACCUGAGCCAGCACAACAACCACAUGGCCAAGGUGCUGACGCCCGAAUUGUACGCCCAACUGCGGGACAAAGAGACGCCCAGCGGGUUCACCCUGGAUGAUGUCAUCCAGACCGGCGUGGACAAUCCAGGUCACCCGUUCAUCAUGACGGUGGGCUGCGUGGCGGGAGACGAGGAGACCUACGAGGUCUUCCGGGACCUCAUGGACCCCAUUAUCGAAGACCGCCACGGGGGCUACAAGCCCGACGACAAGCACAAGACCGAUCUGGACCCGGAGAACCUGCAGGGCGGCGACGACCUGGAUCCAAACUACGUUCUGAGCUCCCGGGUUCGGACCGGCCGCAGCAUCCGCGGCUUCUGCUUGCCUCCUCACUGCAGCCGCGGAGAGCGCCGCGCCAUCGAGGACCUCUCCAUUCAAAGUCUGGACGCCCUGGACGGAGAUCUGAAAGGGCGCUACUACGCCCUGAAGAACAUGACGGAGGAGGAACAGCAGCAGCUGAUCGACGACCACUUCCUCUUCGACAAACCCGUGUCGCCGCUGCUGCUGGCGUCCGGCAUGGCCCGCGAUUGGCCCGACGGUCGCGGGAUCUGGCACAACGACAACAAGACCUUCCUGGUGUGGGUCAACGAGGAAGACCACCUGCGCGUCAUCAGCAUGCAGAAAGGCGGCGACAUGAGGGAGGUCUUCACCAGAUUCUGCACCGGGCUCACCAAGAUCGAGUCCCUUUUCAAGGAGCGAAGUCACGAGUUCAUGUGGAACGAGCACCUGGGCUACGUGCUGACGUGCCCGUCCAACCUGGGCACGGGCCUGCGCGCCGGCGUCCACGUCAAACUGCCCAACCUCAGCAAGCACGAGCUGUUUGGCCAAGUUCUCCAACGUCUCAGGCUGCAGAAGCGAGGCACAGGCGGAGUGGACACGGCGGCGGUAGGCGGGGUCUUUGACAUCUCCAACGCCGACCGCUUGGGUUUCUCCGAAGUGGAGCUGGUCCAGAUGGUGGUGGACGGCGUCAAGCUCCUGGUGGACAUGGAGAAACGCCUGGAGGCCGGAGACGCCAUCGACGACCUGAUGCCCGAGCAGAAGUGAACCUUUGGCCUCUCGCCCCUCGCCUAAUGUCUCCGGGCCGUAGCCCCGCCGACCCCCGCACCGCCACCGGGCCCUCCCUCACUUGAAGUAGAAUCCGUCUUACGGGAUGUUAGCGAGCCACGUAGAUGUCUGACACCUCCUCGAUUUUCCACUUCCCCGGUGGAGCAGCUGAAACGUCCCAUAAUAAUGAGAAUGCUCCUGAUGAUGAUAAAGUCUGUGAAACACC